UCUUUUAACAUCCAUUCCUCACAAACACACACAAUUCCAUUUCCUAUCACACUGUGACUGCAAUUGCCUAACCAUUCAGUACCCAAACCAUUGCAAUGCCAUUUCGAGCAUUUCGCGUUAUAACCCUCACUCGUCGCUCGCAUCACCGUUUUUCCACUCCCCUUACCUUCUCCUCUCUUCCCCAAUUUCAACCCCACAAUUUCUUACCAUGGUUAGAGAAAAAAGCUAAUUCCACUAUUUCUUCAUCACUCUCCAUCGCCAAUUCUCCAUACGGAAACUCCUUGUUCGCUUCCAACUCAAUUCAAACCGGAGAUUGCAUUUUACAAGUUCCCUACUCUGUACAAAUAACUGCUGAUAAUCUCGCUCCUGAAAUCAGAACUUCGAUCGGUGAAGAUGCAGGAAACAUUGCAAAACUUGCCAUUGUUCUUCUAAUUCACAAGAAGUUGGGUCAGGAUUCUGAAUGGCAUCCUUAUAUCAGCUGCCUUCCACCACAAGAGGAGAUGCAUAAUACUAUAUUUUGGAAUGAAAGUGAGUUGGACAUGAUUCGCGGAAGUUCAGUUUAUCAGGAAACUAUUUAUCAUAAGUCUCAAAUUGAGAAGGACUUCCUGGCAAUCAGGCCUGUUCUUAAAUCAUUUUGUCAAAGUUUUGGAGAUUUUACUUGCAAGGACUUCAUGCACGCAUGUACACUAGUUGGCUCUAGAGCAUGGGGAAGCACAAAGGGUUUAUCUCUGAUUCCAUUUGCAGAUUUCUUAAAUCAUGAUGGGAUUUCAGAAGCCAUUGUAAUGAGUGAUGAUGAUAAACAAUGCUCAGAAGUUACUGCUGAUCGCGAUUAUGUUCCUGGUGAACAGGUACUUAUAAGGUAUGGAAAGUUUUCAAAUGCUACAUUGAUGCUGGACUUUGGCUUUACAAUUCCCUACAACAUUUAUGACCAGGUUCAGAUCCAGUUUGAUAUACCUAAGCACGAUCCCCUGCAUGACAUGAAAUUGGAACUCUUACAACAAUACUUUGUGCCUCCGACCAACGAUGCAAAGGGUUUGAAGUGUUCAGUGAAUUCCUUCACAAUCAAGGAGGUGAAGUCUGCUAGAGGAAAAGGGAAGGGAGUGCCACAAUCACUUCGCGCAUUUGCUCGUAUUCUUUCCUGUACCACGCCUCACGAGCUUAACCAUCUGGUCAUGGAGGCUGCACAAACUGAUGGUAGGCUGGCUAGGCGUCCUUUACAGGAUAUAAACAAAGAGAUCCAAGCACACCAGAUGUUGUCUUCAUUAUUCAUCCAAUUAAUUGAAGAGCGCAAUACAGCUGUUAUGUCAUUAGAUUCUUGGGGUACAUCCUUGUGCGAAAGAAGACUUCCUGUUAGAAGACAAAUGGCUCAAAAUCUGCUACACGGCGAGCUUCACAUUCUCAAAUCCGCUUCCAUCUGGCUAGAGAACUACUGCUUUUCUUUGUCUUGAUGGUUAAGUAAAUGGCCACAGCUACAAAACUAAGCCAAAGUACGCCGGAAUGAAAACAAAAUGGAAGAUGACAUCUAGGCCUGCCAAAAAUUCUUUUUAGUAUUUUUUUUUGGAAUGUUACACUAUGUAUCUUUGGAUAUAACGCCUUUAAGUCAACGAAUAUGCUGGCGGACAAAACUUUCAUUUUCUUUCUUAUUACAUACAUGUAGCAACCAACUUAUAUUAUUCUUUUUUUAAGUAUCAACUUGGAAUUGUUGGACCCAUUGUU
Molecule: messenger RNA, 1716 nt
Organism: Vicia villosa (hairy vetch)
Lineage: Eukaryota; Viridiplantae; Streptophyta; Magnoliopsida; Fabales; Fabaceae
Product: fructose-bisphosphate aldolase-lysine N-methyltransferase, chloroplastic-like
Exons: 13
Coding region: 96-1448 (450 amino acids)
Biological process (GO): peptidyl-lysine monomethylation
Molecular function (GO): protein-lysine N-methyltransferase activity; protein binding
Source: RefSeq, a predicted model, not a curated record